CAAUCUCUCUCUCUCUCUCUCUCUCUCUCUGCGCGUUGCAUUUUAUCUUUCUCCUGUCUUUGAUUUGCUCUCUCACAUGAAUCAAGCCAUGGCGAAGAGCACUCAAGAUUCCUCCUCCAAGAGGCACUUCCACUGGACAAACAAGGUUGGAAACGAAGACGACGAACAACAACAACAACUUCCUCCAACCUUCAAAUCCUCCUCAAACACCCUCCAUGAAGAGAAGAUACAAGACGAUCACAAGGCUGCUGCUCUUGCUGCUCCCCAAGUACCCGUGGCUUCUUCAGCGCACGUGCCAAAGAGGAAACAACUCCAAGCCAUAGCAGUUUCCAGGCUCCGAUCGGUUUUGACCGCUUUUGGAAAGAACCGGUCGAGCCUGCCGGUGGGUCUCGGUCCCCGAGUGGUAGGCACCCUGUUUGGAUACCGACGUGGGCACGUACAUUUCGCCUUCCAAAGAGAUCCCACUUCCCAGCCUGCCUUCCUCAUCGAGCUGGCUACCCCAAUUAGCGGCCUGGUUCGGGAAAUGGCAUCUGGGUUGGUUCGAAUCGCGCUGGAGUGCGAUAAAGAGAAAGAAGAAGAAAAGAAAGCUGUGAGGCUGCUUGAAGAGCCGGUGUGGAGGACUUAUUGCAAUGGAAAGAAGAGUGGAUUUGCAACUAGGAGAGAGUGCGGGCCUAAGGAGUGGAAGAUUUUGAAGGCUGUGGAGCCAAUUUCAAUGGGUGCCGGCGUUCUGCCUGCGAAUGAAGCUGAAGCUGAAGCAGGGUCCGAUGGAGAACUCAUGUACAUGAGGGCCAAGUUUGAGAGAAUUGUGGGGUCCAGGGAUUCUGAAGCUUUCUACAUGAUGAACCCUGACAGCAAUGGAGCCCCUGAGCUCAGUAUCUACUUGCUUAGAGUCUAAGAGAGAGCAGCAAUUGGAGGAGAUCUUUCUUCAUUUUCCUUUGCUUUGAGGUUAUCAAAGAGUAGCUAAUGAUACUUUUUGCUUGCUUAGUAGCUCUUCAAUCAUGAAGAUGGAGGCCUAGUUUUUCUCUUCUAAUUAAGUACUUUUUUUUUCUUCAUUUUUUUCCCUUUUGUUUUCUUUGUGGAGAAAAUGAAGGGAAAUGGGUGUUUGUAUUUUGUUAGUUUAGGUGGGGGUGGGCAAUACAUUACAAGAUGAUGGUAGGUGGGGUCAUUAAGGUGUAUAUCUAUAGUUUUUUUUUUUUUUUUCCUUUUAUUAUUAAGUGAUGAGACAAGGAGGCUAAUGCAGUCAUGAUUGUCUUGGCAUUCUGUUUUAUUUCAUCUUCUUCUCCUGUAAUACUCAACUUCAAU
Molecule: messenger RNA, 1302 nt
Organism: Corylus avellana
Lineage: Eukaryota; Viridiplantae; Streptophyta; Magnoliopsida; Fagales; Betulaceae
Product: MIZU-KUSSEI-like protein (Protein of unknown function, DUF617)
Biological process (GO): hydrotropism
Source: RefSeq, a predicted model, not a curated record